AUGACCAGCAAACUCAUUCCGUCGAACCCUGACAAGGUCAUGGUCAUCCGCAACGUCACACUAGACAUCGUCACCCUCUCGCUCCCCUUCGCACGCUUCGGCCGGAUCAACAUUGGUGGCCGCGGAACGCUUGUCCGCCUGCAGAACGGCAGCGUAGCCGUCUUCUCCCCUGUCGCUCUUACUGACGAUGUCCGCAGCCAGGUCGCCAAGCUGGGCGCCGUCAAGUACAUUGUCGCCAACGACGUCGAGCACCACAUCUUCUUGGACGACUGGCACAAGGCCUUCCCGGACGCCAGACUCAUCGGCCCAGACGCAUUGAAGGAGAAGCGCGAGAGCCAGAAAAAGCCACUGCCCUGGACACACCUGUUCCGCCCAAGGGACAACACCAGCUGGAACAUUGACGAAGCCUUUGACCGCGAGUUCAAUGCCGAGUACGUCCACGCACACAAAAACAAGGAGCUCGUCUUCAACCACAAGCCUUCCAAGACUUUGAUCCAAGCAGAUUUGCUGUUCAACAUGCCAGCCACAGAGCAGUACUCGCGUACUGACGUCGACCCCACCGCUGGCUUUCUCACAAAGUUGAUGUGCAAGCUCAACAACACCGCUGGUUCGGCAAUCUGGCAGAAAAGAUUUCUAUGGUACGGACCCAGUUCGUCAGAUAGACCUGCUUUCAACCAGAGCAUAGCCAGGAUUGACAAAUGGGACUUUGAGCGUAUCAUCCCUUGUCACGGUGAUGUAAUUGAGAAUGACGGCAAGAGCAUCUUCCAAAAAGUGUUUUCAUGGCACUUGGACGCUGCUAGAAAGUCGAACUAG
Molecule: messenger RNA, 813 nt
Organism: Aureobasidium namibiae CBS 147.97
Lineage: Eukaryota; Fungi; Ascomycota; Dothideomycetes; Dothideales; Saccotheciaceae
Exons: 2
Coding region: 1-813 (270 amino acids)
Source: RefSeq, a predicted model, not a curated record